AUGGAGGGGUCAACCGAAGACCUCCCAGACACCCAGACCUCUGUGGCAUCCACCUUGGAGGAUAGCGUGAGCUCGGCCAGAUGGGCCGAGGACUCUACAGCAGAUGCGGGAAAUCAGGCAGAUGCUGAAGAUGCUGAAGGUGCAGAUGAUGCAGAUGAUCCAAACGAUAUGGAGGCCUCAGUAGCAGAUGAGACGGAUCUACAAGUGUUUGCUGAGGAUGGUGACAGCCAAUCGAGAAAUGUUCCUCGCGGGGAGCUUGAGGUUGUGGAUGUCAGUUUAAGUGGCAGGGCCCAGCGUAGGCUUGCACGCCAUGCGCGGAGGGCCAGGAUACCAUUGGUGUCUCGAGCCCUGGUGGUGGAGGAAUUUGUGGAUGUCGAGGAAGUCGCUAGUGAAGUGCAUGAUGCUGAGCGAGACCGCCUGCUGCGCAUGGAUGUUUCCAGUGAUGAGGGAGAUGUGGUGCCCACUUCCCGUGCCAGCGCUCGUGGGACCCGUGCCACCCGCAGCACUCAGCCAAGAGUGCAGAGUGCUGCGUUGAGCGUCAACACAGGACGCAUGGUGCGUUUGCGGCGGCCAGCACGGAGCGCGACUUCCAGAUCUUCCAGGGCUCAGCGUACGCAGCGUGAGGCAUCUCCACCAACAGCACCUGCAGAGCGGGUGGGAAAUUUCAGCUGGAGUGCUGUGGACGCUGCUGGCUUUGAAGCUCAGCCCUCUUCAUCUUCAAGGCCCGACCAUUUGAAUGGAGAGAGCUUGCCAGGGAUGCUGGAUGUUCCUCUGAGCCCAGAUCGCGAGAGCCCAUUGCCAGAUAGAGAAAAUACGCUUCCAGAGUCGUGGUUUCUUGACCCAGAGGAUGAUGCUGUGGCUGCCCCUCACUUCACUGAACCUGGAGGGAUGGCUGGAUUUUCAUGUAUCUAUGUGGAGCCAGUUCGGCCAGGCAUGGAGCCCAGAAAUUGUGGCCAAUGCCAUUGUCCUUUUGGACUGGGAGAGUUGCGGUUGGGCUACACACCGUGUGGAGUUGCAGCAGACGGCCGACAGUUUUUGCCCGUUUGGGUUCAUGCCUUCGUUUGCACUCGCCGCGCUCGUUUGGCCAUCCGUUUCGAUGGGGAAGCCGUGAGCUUCAGCCCUGCCGUACCCUUGGUGGACCGGAAUCGACUGGUAGACGAGCUCAGACAGCUCCAUCAGUCACUGACCAGUGGAAGCAGGCAACGAACUCAGCCCAGGCAGCUGUGCAUCCGACCCUGGCGAUACAUCCCUUCCGUUUUGCAACGAUGGCCAGUGAUGCACUUGAAUGAAGCAGCCCCUUCUUCAGAAGCAUCCAGAAGCCAGAAUUCCAGGCCAGGAUGGCGCCUGCCUUCCCCACCUCGGCGGGCCGCAUCACAUGAAGGUGACCCAAUCGCGGACCUUUUGGAUACCGAUGUGGAGAGAUUGGAGAGUGACCUUGGAGCCCGACAUGUGCAAGAAGUACUGGCUCAGCUGGUGUCGGGGAGCCUGCCCCAGCUCAGUGGCGAGACCGACUUCGACACGUUGCCAUCUGUACCGGUGCCAGUGCCUCCUAUGAUUCCAAAUUUCUUGGCUUUCCAGAACCGCCCAGAACCCCCAGAAGCUCCUGCUGCAUCUGCUGCUGCACGGCUGUUGGCGGAAGUUCCUGUUUUCAAAGCUGAGAAGAAAUCAGAGGAGCCGUGCGUGGUCUGCAGAGAAGAUAUUCGUGUGGGCCAGAUGUGCCGUCGCUUGCCUUGCCUGCAUCUUUUUCACCGCGAAUGCAUCGACCAGUGGAUUGCUGUCAAGGCCACUUGCCCGUUGGACAAUUUGAAGCUGGAAGAGAUGCUUUCCCAGCAGCAUUCCCUGGAAGUGGGGGAGGAGCCAGCGCCCAGGCGGAGGUCGAGAUCCCGGUCACCAUUGCCCCGCACCUGGUCGGAGCCGGAGCCGCGCAGCCGGAGCUCCUGGGAUGUUCGGUUCCGGCGCAGCCGCUGGGAUCCGGAGCCCAACUGGCGCUUCCGACGAAGGCCCUGGGAUCGCUACUGGGAGGGCCAUGGCACGGCGACCGGAGCUCCAACCCCUGGAGGCUCCAGUGCAGCAGCUCCGGUAACACCACUGCCACCGGUGCCACCGGUGCCACCACCACCGGUGAGACCGCCAGCUUUUCCACCGCCUCCCAUGCCAGUGCCCGGGGUGCCUGUUGUCAGGCCAGUUUUCCCAUCCUCACUGCCCAGUGGAAUGCAACCCACAGCACCGAUGCCAUCAGCUGUGCCGGCAGCACAGAUGCAACAAGCGCAGCAGGCGCAAAUGCUGCAAGCUGCGCAAUUUCAGGCCCAACUCCAGGCACAAGCCCAGAUGCGUGCCUUUAUGCAGCCUCCUGGACCUCCAGCACCAGCAGCUCCGCAUGCUCCGCAUGCUCCGCAUCCACAACAUGCACCACCGCGUGCAUGGGGAGCUGCAAAAGGAGCUGGAAAGACUGGUGGCCCAAGGCCUCUAACAGUUGGGAGCCUCGAAGUCAUCUUCGGGCCACUUCAGUUCCAGCUGAACAAAUGCGUGGAAGAUCGCGGGAUUUGUUUUUGGCGGUUCAUGGGUCCAGUUUUUUUUUGCAUCCUGUGGCUCUGCACUCUGCAGACAUGCAGUGGGGAGAUCUUCUUGGAUUUCCUCAUCCUUUGUUCAGAUCUUUGCGUUUGUGGCACCUUCGUUGUUGUUUUCCUCCAGUUGCGCAAGAGUAGAUCGGCUGCUGGUCUGUCUCUACAGACCUUGGCGACAGUGGUAGGGGCGAGGGUCAUUCAUUUGAUCAGCCACAAUAUCCAGCUGCACUACUCUCCCACGGUGCUACCAUGGUUCAUCUACCCAACAAUGGAUGUGGUGAGUGCGUGUGCAGGGGUUGCACUUCUAGUGUCCUUCUGCAUGUACUACUUCCCAAGCUACGAGAAGGAGAAGGACAACUUUGGCAUUCACAUCUUUGAGAGGCUUGAGAUCGUUGCCAAGGAUAGUCCUUUGAAGACAAGCCCGGCGGUGGCAGCAUCCUUUCUAUACUCAGUUGUGGCAGUCUUGGCCUUCCUAUGGUACUUCGUACGAAAAUCUCAACGGAGCUUUCUUGUGAGCUAUUUCUGCUGCUACUACGAGGCUAUGGGGGCAGUAGCUUUGAUCCCCCAGCUAUGGAUGUUUCAUCAGGACAAGCGGGUUUCACCGCUUUUAGCCAAUUUUGUGGUGCUCACUGCCAUGCAUCGGAUUUUCACUCUCGCCUUCUGGAUUUCUUACCCCCGGAUUUUUGUGUGGCGAUAUCCAGACAAUCGUGGCAUACAGAUGGCAUCUGAGACGCUGAACCUUUUGAUCCUCUCGGACUUCCUGUUUUACUGGGUCAGAUCGAAACUUAGAGGUGAUUCUGAGGUAAUCAUCGGAGAUGGGAUGAUGGUUUGA
This is a messenger RNA of Cladocopium goreaui, 3396 nucleotides long. Lineage: Eukaryota; Dinophyceae; Suessiales; Symbiodiniaceae. The record is from the annotation of a GenBank genome assembly.